This is a messenger RNA of Pocillopora meandrina, 3169 nucleotides long. Lineage: Eukaryota; Metazoa; Cnidaria; Anthozoa; Scleractinia; Pocilloporidae. The record is from the annotation of a GenBank genome assembly.
UGCUGAGUCAUUUCUACCUCAGCUCUUUUUGCUUAAUCGUGUAUUAAUUCAUCAAGCUCGGGUGAGAUUUAACAGUUUGUGAAACAUACCCUCAAGUCAUUCAACGGAAAAUGUCUGGUUACGAGUUGCACUACUUCAAUGUCCGCGCAAAAGGAGAGGUUGGUCGUCUCGCUUUGUCAGCUGCGAAUUUCGAAUUCAAGGAUCUACGCCAUACUCGCGAACAAUGGCUCGAAAUCAAAGCUUGUGAGUAUUUCAUUUUCUUGAUCAACAUAACGUCUUAAUAAUUUUCUCCACUUCAGAUUAUUUCAAACAGUAGCUCAAGUAAAAGAGAAAUUGAAAAAAAGUAUAUAUCUCCUCAGACCUAAAUCCUAUUGAUCGAUCAGUCGAUAUUAUGCAACGUUUCAAAAUAUAUAGACACAUUGUGAAUAUAGGGAAUUGCUAAAAUACAUGCAACUGACGUUAUUUUUACAAUUUCGAUUUGGUUUCUGCAUAGCUACACGAAUGAAUCUAGUGUGGAAGUCUUCAGAGUAAAGCUCUACCUGCAUAAAUUAGGGUCUAACGGAGAGUUUAUCGGUCACGCAAUAUGUAAAUAUUGUGCUGGAAUAUUCGGAUCAACUGACGGCAGUCAGUACUCCCCGCCGAGAUGUUAAAAACUGUUAUUCAUCGGUUCUGUCACAAAACCUUAGGCAAACUCUGUCGCCCGGUUAAAAAAAAAGGAAAAUGUUAGCGUGCCGUGCUAAACUCAUGAAGUGCGGCGCUAACAUCGAUUUUUUUUUAAUAACUUCAUUCAAAACAUUGACGUCGUCACUUAAUGACUGACCGGAUAUCUUCCCUGAAAUCAUCGACAUAUAACAAUCAUUUUUAACCUUCUUUUGUUUUUGUUUUAGCUGGAAAGCCUCCGCUCGGCCAAAUGCCAUUUAUUGUGACUCCUGAAGGAAAAACACUGGCGCAGUCUGAUGCAAUUUUGAAGUACAUUUGCAAAAAGGGAGGUGGGUAACGUUAUGAGUUGUGAUAAAGCUAUGAAAUACUUGUAGAACCAAAUAUUGUAAGUCAGACUGGAGAGGUUAUUAUCAGGAAAAUACAAUAAAGUGGCAGAUAAGGGAUUAAAUAUUGGCAGUGUAUGAUUCCCCUAUUACGCAACGAUGAUAACUCCGGAAUUGAAUAUUCAGUCACAGAUCAGCUACCAAGCAGUUGUUAGAGUCACUUAGUGUCUGAUAUGCUAAGAACAAAUUUGUUUCAUUGCAUACCGCAAUAUCCCCUCCAUAUGAACCCUCCAAGUCAAUCCUGUUUUCCUUCCUUUUUUUCUUGUUUUAAAAACUAACCCUAUAUUUCUGCGACUUAACAGCGGUCUUUUUAAAUAACUCCUUUAUCCUUUACAGGCUUGAGUCCAACCGAUCCCUGGGAUGAAGCAGUAGCGGACCAGAUCUGCGGUGGUGUCGACGAUCUUCGUCUUGCAGUAGUUAAGGCCCACUUUGAAAAAGAUGAGGCUAAAAAGGUAUGUAUCUGUUGAAAAUUCAUCCAUCUUUGGUUUUCAAAUUUGAAGUUUGCUUGGCCAAAAUUCUAACGAUCACGACCUAAAGCCGAAAAGACAGCCUUAAUUUAAACCCAGUGGUUCUAGUUCUAGUCAUUGCGUAGGACUAAGGAAGCAGAGGUUACUAAUAAUUAGAUUGUGACUCGUUUCCCUUGUUAUGAUUGGUUAGUUUUGUGUAAAUUACGCCAGUAACGUUAUAGCCUUGCAAUAAGAUCUUUUCAACAUUAACUCUGUUUGUUUCUGUUUUUCAAAGGAAGAACUAAGGAAAGAAUUCCUGGAAACCACGCUGCCCGCCCGACUUGCAAAUUACGAUGCUCUUCUGAAAGGAACAUAUUUCAUGGGUGAUAAAGUAAGUUGCUAAGUUACGGGUGUAUUGUACUUGUUAUGGGACUCAAAGUAACCUGAUGGCUGGCGGACUGAGCUCCAAAACGAAAGGUCUGGGUUUAAGUCCUGAAUGGGACUUUGUGUUGUGCUCGUAAACAAGACACUACCCUUUCACAGUGCCUUACUUCAUGUUGUAGUAUACUUGGUUUCUGGACAGGGCUAGGGAAACCAGAAGAAAAAAAAUGUCUAGGGAUAACCUGAGAUCGAAUAGCAUAGAAUUCGAAAAGAGCAAAGAUACUCUUAGUCACGUGAUGCUAAAGAAACAGGAAAAUGAUCUGGUGAUAAAGGCCUCGUGUCGUAAGUGCAUACUUUACAAAACGGACACCCUGUGCAACAUAUCUUCAGUAAAGUAUUUAAUACCUACUACGCAUGCUCUAAUUAGUCAGAAUCCAUCGUCUAUUGUUUUGAUAAACUCAUACCUGUUUUGAACCAGCGAUUAACUCUACCAUCUGCGGGUUUACCGGUGUAACAAUCCACUUGGGAUGGUGGGUGUACAUCGAAUUAAAAAAAUGCUGGUGAUUUAAAAGCUCUCCUCUAGUUUUUUGAACAUCGCGCAGGGGCAACCGCACCCAUACAUCGAAAAAAAACCGGUCUGUUGCUUAAAUGCCAAUAGGUAAUAGCCUCUAUUUGGCGCGAAAAUAUGAGCGGUUAUUUGUCCGCGGACAUUUUCUCUUUCAAGAUGCGAACAGUUUCAGCUGUGGAAUAUUCGGUAAAGUGUUACGUUGAGACCAGUCACCGACAAAAAAGAUUUGAUGGAUCAUAACUAAUGAUAUUGCGAUUAAUAUUCUAAGGUAUGGAGAAUGGGAGGCUUAAAAACAUAAAAAGGGCGAGGAAUAGCACUGUUUAACAGUUCAGAAUGAUAAAACAAAACAUAAUGACUAUUAUUCUGUUUAACCCAGGGAAAUGAAUUUGAGACGAUAUUCAGCUGGAUUUAAACUAUAGUAUGAUUUUACGAAUAUAUACAUCUUUGUAAGAGAACGGUUGUUUCUCAGACGGUCUUAUACUUGCCCUUUUUUUUUCUAGUUGACCUAUGCCGACAUUACCUUCUUCGACUUCUUUAACGGCUUCAUGAACAAUGGAGCACCUACCGUCCCGGAUUGUCUCAGCAAAUUUCCAAGGCUGGUGGCGCAUUAUGAGAAAGUGCUGGAAAAUGCAGGAAUAAAGGCUUGGGUGGAGAGGCGCCCUAAGACUGACUUCUAAGCAAUUUAUCUGUGAUUGUGAAAGCAGAAUGCUUGAUUCUCAAAUGUUAAUCUA